Papilio polytes (common Mormon) is the source of this 1262-nucleotide messenger RNA. It is a transcript of the gene NGR-A34, whose product is annotated as neuropeptide FF receptor 2. The coding region runs from base 1 to 1260 and encodes 419 amino acids. The transcript is spliced from 7 exons. Gene Ontology annotation, biological process: G protein-coupled receptor signaling pathway. Lineage: Eukaryota; Metazoa; Arthropoda; Insecta; Lepidoptera; Papilionidae. Gene Ontology annotation, molecular function: G protein-coupled receptor activity. Gene Ontology annotation, cellular component: plasma membrane. The record is from RefSeq and is a predicted model, not a curated record.
AUGGAUAACGAUAGUGACUUGAAUGAAAUAUUUUUAAGAUAUGGAACUAAUUGGACGGCUGAUUACUUAGACGAUAUUGACACUUCACAGUAUCCAUUCCCAAAUGUACUAUGGCAUCGGAAAUCAACAAGAGAAGUGGCUGUCAAAACAGCUGCAAUGCUCGUUAUUGGCGUCAUGGGCAUCUUUCUAAACUCCAUAAUUCUUUCCAUCCUUGUCAAAAACAGAUGGCUCUGGACUGCUAGUAAUUAUCUAGUUGGGAACCUGGCUUUAGUGGACCUGUUGACUUUAAUAUUAUGCCCUUGGUUCAUGCUAGUCAGGGACUUUUAUCAGCAUUUUGUAUUAAGGAAUUUCGGAUGCAAGUUUGAAGGAUUUUUACAAGCUACUUUUCUCCUAGCUAGUGUUGGGGCUGUAAUAUUGGUCUCCUAUGAUAGACUAGCUGCAGCUGCUUUGAAUUCCGAAGCAAGAGUCACCAAGGCUGCUGCUCCGAAGCUAAUCUUUGCGACUUGGUUUAUUUCAAUUGCCCUGUCACUACCUUGGAGUAUUAGAAGGGAAUUCAUGGAAAGGCAAUGGCUAGAUUACUUGGAGAUGUACUGCGCUGAAGACGUCAAAGUGCUAAGUAUCUAUUGGCAUUUCAUUACAAUUCUUCUAGUCUGGUUGCCUUUGGGAUUAAUGACAGUAACUUAUGGUACAAUUAUAUGGCGCUUGGAAUGGAGUGCUCGGAAACUAUCGUCUAACGGUGGAGGUCAGGUAGUGACCAAGGCAAAAGGCAGGGCGAUGAAGAUCACGGCGUGUGUACUGCUCGCAGCCGCGGUUUGCAGAAUACCAUACACCGUGUUGGUCUAUUGGAGGAACAAUUUGACGUUGGAGAUUAAUGCGGUCGAAGGUGCAUACAACAUUAUGUGGUUUGUAGCAAACUAUUUGAUAUACGUGAACUGCGCUAUAAAUCCGCUUAUCUACGGUUUCACUAACCUAAGAUUCCGAAGGGCUAUGGACAGGACUGAUGGUGUCGCUUGGUUCAGAUUCAGUUCUUGGUGUUGCACGUGCUCUAUGUUCAACUCAAAGAAAGGACCCCCGCUUGAUAAAAAUAUGGCGAAGAUUUUCGUAAUAGAGAACAGUCCUCGUCCAAAUAAGAAGCUAACCCGAGUAAUAAAGAACAUACUUCACAUAAAUAGAGAUACUGUUGAACUGAGUAUGCCGAAAGUUGAAGAGGUUACAACGAAACCGACAAAAAUCACACCAAUAAAAGUAGACAACAUUUAACU